Carlito syrichta (Philippine tarsier) is the source of this 2984-nucleotide messenger RNA. It is a transcript of the gene CELF6, whose product is annotated as CUGBP Elav-like family member 6. The transcript is spliced from 12 exons. Gene Ontology annotation, molecular function: mRNA binding. The coding region runs from base 42 to 1340 and encodes 432 amino acids. Gene Ontology annotation, biological process: regulation of alternative mRNA splicing, via spliceosome; mRNA splice site recognition. Gene Ontology annotation, cellular component: cytoplasm; ribonucleoprotein complex; nucleus. The record is from RefSeq and is a predicted model, not a curated record. Lineage: Eukaryota; Metazoa; Chordata; Mammalia; Primates; Tarsiidae.
GCCCGCGCCUGGGCUUCAGCACCGCGGACAGCGGCGUCGGCAUGAGCGGGCUCAACCCGGGUCCCGCCGUGCCCAUGAAGGACCACGACGCCAUCAAGCUCUUCGUGGGGCAGAUCCCGCGGGGCUUGGACGAGCAGGACCUCAAGCCGCUGUUCGAGGAGUUCGGCCGCAUCUACGAGCUGACGGUGCUGAAGGACCGGCUCACCGGCCUCCACAAAGGCUGUGCCUUCCUCACCUACUGCGCCCGAGACUCUGCUCUCAAGGCCCAGAGUGCACUGCACGAGCAGAAGACCCUGCCAGGGAUGAAUCGUCCGAUCCAAGUGAAACCCGCUGCCAGUGAGGGCCGAGGAGAGGACCGGAAGCUGUUUGUGGGGAUGCUGGGCAAGCAGCAGGGUGAGGAGGAUGUCAGACGCCUGUUCCAGCCCUUCGGCCACAUCGAGGAGUGCACCGUGCUGCGGAGCCCGGAUGGCACUAGUAAAGGCUGUGCCUUUGUGAAGUUCGGGAGUCAAGGGGAAGCUCAGGCGGCCAUCCAGGGUCUACACGGCAGCCGGACCAUGGCGGGCGCCUCGUCCAGCCUGGUGGUCAAGCUGGCAGACACGGACCGGGAGCGCGCGCUGCGGCGGAUGCAGCAGAUGGCAGGCCAGCUGGGCGCCUUCCACCCCGCGCCCCUGCCGCUGGGGGCCUGCGGCGCCUACACCACCGCGAUCCUGCAGCACCAGGCAGCCCUGCUGGCGGCGGCCCAGGGCCCGGGCCUGGGCCCGGUAGCGGCGGUGGCAGCCCAGAUGCAGCAUGUGGCGGCCUUCAGCCUGGUGGCCGCACCUCUGCUACCUGCAGCAGCAGCCAACUCCCCAGCCGGCGGCGGCCCUGGCACGCUCCCGGGUCUUCCGGCGCCCAUCGGGGUCAAUGGAUUCGGCCCCCUGACUCCCCAGACCAACGGGCAGCCGGGCUCCGACACGCUCUACAGUAACGGGCUCUCCCCUUUCCCAGCAGCCUAUCCGUCGGCCUAUGCCCCAGUGAGCACAGCUUUUCCCCAGCAGCCUUCAGCCUUGCCCCAGCAGCAAAGAGAAGGGCCCGAAGGCUGUAACCUCUUCAUCUAUCACCUGCCCCAGGAGUUUGGUGAUGCAGAACUCAUACAGACAUUCCUGCCCUUUGGAGCAGUUGUCUCUGCCAAAGUUUUUGUGGAUCGAGCCACCAACCAGAGCAAGUGUUUUGGGUUUGUUAGUUUUGAUAAUCCAACCAGUGCCCAGACUGCUAUUCAGGCCAUGAAUGGCUUUCAAAUUGGCAUGAAGAGGCUCAAGGUCCAGCUAAAGCGGCCUAAGGAUGCCAACCGGCCUUACUGAUCUGCUCUCACUGACCAGCCGCAGAAAGAAACUGAAGAGUGAGAAGAAAAGAGAGAAAAAGCACAGAAAUGCUUGAGCAGCCCUUCCCAAAGGAGCAGCUGCAGACGGAGGUGGAUCGGACCCAAGGCCGACAACUGGGGUUCAGGCCAUCCUAAGGACUGAUUUUUCCAGUGGGUUGUUCUGUGCCUGCAGCUGAGAGCUCAGGUUGGCAGGGCAACUAGGAUUGACUGAGGAUGGAUGAUCAGGGGGACCUGCAGAGGGCGUUGGGGGUGCCAAGGGCUUCUCCGUGAGGGAGGCCCAGAUUUACUUCUUUCAAAAUCAUAUCAUUCCUUAGAGUUUAGGGACCAAAGGACUAUUGCUUUUUUAAGAAUAUAUAUAUCUAUAUAAAUUAAAACGAACAAACAAAAAAAACCAAGAGUAACAAAAAAGACAGUAUAGAGUCUCAUAAAAGCUGCCUUUAAAUAUCCUUAGGAGACAGGGUGAAGGAGACCCUUGAUAGCCCCAGUCAAGGCAGAAGGGGGCUGUGGAAAGAUUGUCACGUGUCUCAUUCCCUCUUAAGCCACUCCCCAGCCUGCUCUUUUAAAAAUAAUUAAAGACUUCGAGAUGUAGGCUCAUAUGUAGGUGACAAGAGGGUUAUGGAAGCAGUGAACCCCAAAUCCACAAUCCCCACACUCGGAGCAUCCCUGAUGAGGCCUCGGGAGGAGCUCAGGCCCACCCCAGCAUUUGCCAUCCUGAGAGGCCCUCUAGCCAGCAUCACAUCAGUGGGAGCCCGCCUUUCUUUCUUGACAGCCUUUCCUGAGGAACCACCGCUUCCCCAGGCAGGAAGGAGGAGGAAGUUUUGGCCACCUGAGCCAAUCCCUUCCCAAUUCAGAUAGACAGAGGCCCUGCCUUUGGCUGAGCCGAGAUACCUCCUGUUUCCCCUCCCUUGAGCCAGCCCCAAUGUCCCCUUGCUCCAGGCCACCUUCUCUCUCUUAGUCUAAGUUUGCCCACCUGUAAAGUAGAUCCAGGAUAUUUGUAGAAGGCCAUGACAACAGAUUUGGAAGGUUUGCUACUGUAUAUACUGCCAUUAAGAAGGGGGUAAUUUUCAAUAUGUAGAAGCUUCAGAAUUAGAGGUCCCUCUUUACCCUGGACCUGGGAGGGAAGUAGAUGUUUUGCCAAAAUACUUCUUCAUUCCUUUACAAAGUACAUCUUUCCUAUGCAAGAGUGUCUCAUGUGCUUAUCCAAGGUGCUUCUAGUUGGUGAGCAAUGUUCAGCUUAGAAGUGGUGUGUGCUCUGUCCGUCUGUCUUUGUCUGUCUGUUGUAUACAGUGGGUGCCAUAUAAAGCUGAUCAAUGGUGGUGCUUCCUGCCUGCUUCUGUGAGAUGGGCAAAAGAUUCAGCUUAGAACACCAUGACUCACCUUGCCUUGGUCAGCCUUUCCUGGGCCUGGGGGCCUCGCACAUCUUUUUCCUAGGAGGAUAAUUUCCCCUCCACCCCACAGACAUGAAUCAGCUGAGUCUGAGGCCCGGCUGUGUGGGGUCACUUCAAUUCCCAGAGGUCGCUGUGGCCGGAGGCCUCUGAUCUGAUGUUAUAUCAGAUAGUAAAGGAUAUGGGCUGGAGGGUUCCUCCUUCGUGACAGUUUCUAAGAAAACUUGUUCCCACAUGUU